This is a messenger RNA of Porites lobata, 17241 nucleotides long. Lineage: Eukaryota; Metazoa; Cnidaria; Anthozoa; Scleractinia; Poritidae. The record is from the annotation of a GenBank genome assembly.
UGAAAGACUGCUCUUGAAGACUAGUGAAGCACGGUAGCCUGUUUGUAUCCGCACUUUGCCAGUCAACAGCAAUGGCUUCAGGAUCAUUUGCGCGCGUGCCGCAAAAAGACAAUCGCGCUCUCUCUGCACGAGAACUCAGAGAAAAGUACAACGGUUACAUCAAGGCUGAUCCUGCUCUUGUUGAAUCCAGACGGUGGAUUGAGGUGAGCAAAGGCUUUUAGCUGUAAUAAUGAUUAUGUUUUGUUCUUUACCUGUCGCACUGUUGUUAAUCAUCUUUACACUAUAUCUUAAUUUCUGAUCUUUAAGGCAGAUUUUUGUUCCUGUGAUUUUUAGGAGGUAACCAAGAAAAGAUUUAAAAGCGAUGACUUUCGUGAAUCUUUGGCUGAUGGUAUUCUGCUUUGCGAGUAAGUAUAAAACCUGAUUGCAAAUCACGAAAUCCCAAUCAAUCCGUUUGCAAUAUUUCAUGGGGUUAGGAUCAUAAUUAUUGCCUCGUUGUCAUACACUUAACGACUAUCUGCGGUUUAUAUCGGGUUUGAGUUGACUCGGAAACUCCACCGAAAGUUACCCGCGUUAUUUGCCCGCUUUCUUUAUAUGGACUUUAGCCCUUUCAAUUUAGUAACCUUCAAUAACUGCAAGUCAGUCGCGCCGGGUAAAAAUGAUUCAUAUAUUUCCAUUUUAUCGGAUGCCCUGUUCUUACUUGAAAACGCGAUCAACUGUGACGCGCGACAGCCUCCUCUUAAGUUGGCCAAAUUUUACUGAUAGAAUGCCUUGAAAGAAAAAAACUCUUAAUUCUGUUCGGAGAAAUCAGUAAGUUGUAGCUUUAAGCUAAAGAAACUUUAGUGCAGGAUGAUUUCUAGAGAUACUCAGGUGUAAUGAUUCCGGCCUACCUCGUACUAAGACCAUCGAUCACAGCUCAUAAUCUGUUUACGUUAUCUAACAAAUCCAAUUCACUAACAAAAACAAAUUAGUGCUAAAAGAAGGCUCUUUAAGAGACACAUUGCUGUGUUAAUGUUCAAAUAUUAAGUUUAGUAAGUUUUUCAGCAAGAGCGAGCAUUUGUAUGGGUGAUUUAUCAAACAAAUCAUUGGUCGAAUUUAUUUAGUAGGAACGUUUCUCGAUCUGUGCUCUCUCCAUGGUAUUCAAUAUAUUCCCUGUUUAUUGAGGCUCUUCUCUUGUCAUACACCUCUUUCUGAGUAGCGGAGUAGAAUUUCAUCCAAAUUUGAAUAUAAAGAGAUUACCGUAUUUAUUCGAAUAAGCGCCCAACCUCGAAUUAGCGCCCACCUCGAAUAAGCGCCCAUCCUAAAGGCAGAAAAAGUUAAUAAGCGCCCAGCCUCGAAUAAGCGCCCACCCCCUCCUCCUCCCAAUCAAACUCAAAUAAGCGCUCACCCCCACCCCACCCACUUGAGUGAAUAAAUUUUAAUGAGAGACUUCCCCGAGGACGGAGUUUUCUUCAGAGUAUUUUACAGAAGCCUUGCUUUGUUACUUCUUCGCGUUUUGUUAUUAGCAUUUAUUGUUUUGUUGCAAAAUAAACAUACUUCACUUGCUGAAAAUGGUGAAAAUUUAAUAAGCGCCCAGCCUCGAAUAAGCGCCCACCUCGAAUAAACGCCCACUCUCAAGGUCCAAAAAUUUAAUAAGCGCCCAGGGCGGUUAAUCGAAUAAAUACGGUAAGUAGGCAAUAACUGCUUCGUCUAAUUAUACGGAUGGAAAGCGGACAGCUUUUCCCAUCCAAACUGACAGUUUCGUACAAAGUCAUCCUUAAAUUAAGCCAUCUCAUUAAAAGAUUUUUGCAAGAAUCAUGAGUUAUUGUGAUGGAGGCAAAUAAAGGGUAGAUAGAUAACAUCAAUGCUAAGUGAAAAAGAGUGGCCAUUGGGGACAUCAACAAUGAAUUAUAAUAAAAUCGUAAAAAAGAAAUUAAAAUCAAGAGGGAAAACAAAAUGGAGGAGCUAAGCCAAUAAGUUAAGUCAGAAGGAAGGAGAAUAAUUUUAAGAAAAAAUAUAUGUUCACCAAAUGAAGUUAACACACUAUUUUCGUAUAGGUAUUACUGAGGAUAUGUAGGUAUUGAUUUACUGUGAGUUAGUCUUUUCAUUUCCGCUUUUUCUGGCUUUACAGGUUGAUCGAGAUCGUUGGAGACGUAUCUCUUGGACGUAUAAAUCGCAUUUCUACUGCUUAUGCCGGCAUUGUAAGUUUGAUUUUAUUUCUGCAUGGUCAGACGUUAAACGAUAUUUCAUAACAAAGAUAAAGGUUACGAAGGAAGAUGCAGGGUGGUGGUGAGACAAGCGUUGCUAGACAAUUUUUAUUAUUUUAAACCUUCAGGGAAGACGAUUUGAGAUCUAGAACUUUCGGAACAUUUGUUGUAAAAUUUCUUGUUUGCCUGCCUCUCUUAGGAUUCUCGAACAUCUAAAAAAUGGUAUAAUUACCCAUUUUUAACGGAUUUGUACCCUAAAAAGGUCACCUAGAAUUUUCGGGAGCCUUUUUUCUGGCUGAAAUUUUCGAAAAGGUAAGUUUUGAUCCCUAUAAUUUUCGGGAUCACUAGACUUUCAGGUAGAAAAUCCGAACAGAUGAAAAAUUUUAAGAGAAUAAAAAUAUGCCUAUAUCUACCGUCUAAAUACUAAAAUACGUUUAACAAUGCUAUGUUUAAGUGGUUUUGAACUAUAUCUUCGUUGGGUGCCCCUGAACCUUCGUCGCUUAUCUUCUCUGCUAAAUAACACCCUGUAAGGAAUAUGACUUACUGUACGUACUUCAUUAUGGGACUUACUACGUCCAAUAAGACGAAAAGAACCCAAAAUACUGUUCGAACCGCUACUAGAGGACUUAGACCGCGGCGGUUGGUGUGGUUGAGUGGAUAAUUUAGUCUAUUUCAAUUUUACAGAGUUAUUAGAAUAUGAUAUGAUUCUCUGUAAAUCCCGAAACUGAACAUAAAAUUUAUAUAUGCAAGUCCGACUGGAACGCAAUACUGCUUCAUACCUUGUCACCGUGUUGAUAAACAUCAUAAGCAGAUUUUUGGCCCCAUGUAAAGUAAUCCAGGACAGUCUUGGAAUGGAUUCCACGCCGUGGAUUCUGGAUUCCAGGUACUGGAUUACAGUGUUUGUCAGUGGAUUCUGGAUUCUGGAUUCUGGAUUCUAAUCGUUAGCGGGAUUCUGGACUCCUUGAGCUGUAUUCUAAAGUCCAGGAUUCCGGAUUCCACAAGCAAAAUUUUCCUGGAUUCCAGAUUCUACAAUCCCUAAUUCCUGAAUCUGGAUUCCCUCACAUUUAGCGAAGAUUUUAGAAUUUUUUUUCUAAAGCAAGAAAUCAAACCUGCCGCGACAAUACAAAUCGUUUCACGUUCAUCCCUUCAGCGGCAACAUCUGUGUUAUUUCGGCCACUUGUGGACCUUUAUCCUCUCCUGUUCUGACCUAUUCUCUAAUUAACAGACAACGAUGAUGUUCAGGUGGCAAUCGAACCAGCCCGCAAAAGUUCCUUUGAGCUUAGGAUGGGCCAUUUUCUAAACAAUCAAGGCCCUAGCACUGGCUUCGCGAACAGGCUGACAUUACAUACGAAAUAAGACUGACUUAUUAACAAGGUUAAAUUGUAUUUCUAGUUAUCGUGUUUUUGCCUACGACAGGGUUAAUAGUUCCUCUCUUUUCCUCGACAGGACAACCUUAACUUGUUCUUCAAAGCAUGCGAGGGUUUGGGCCUAAAAAAACUUCAUCUUUUUGAUGUAGCUGACCUACAAGAAGUAACAACGCGGCGCGGUGAUUCAAUGUAAGUAACGUUGUUGGCUUAUUGGAACACCUUAUUUUUCAGAUAUUUAACUCAUCAUUUAAUUUCUAAAUCCCGCUGAGAUUUUUGAUUGGGGCUCUUGGUUACGCUUUUCAUCAUUGUAGCCGUUAUGUUUGAUAAAUCUUUGGUAAUUGUUUAAAUGUUUUUAAUGGGAAAAGAUUUGGGAGUUUGCUAAAAUUAUGACUAAGAGAGAAUUUUCAAUGUCAAAAUUAAAAAAUAAAUAAAUAAAAGCAAUAAUUUUGAAAAAAAGACGAAGCUAAUCACACCUUCAAGGUAAGGUGCCUCUGUGCGCGUCAGCUUGUAGGCCACGAACUGUCGUCUUUCUUUCCUCAGAGCCACGCGCGCGGCGUGUGAAAAAAAAAAAAAAUGCAAAUUUUAGGUAAAAAGGAGGAGAGAUUGGGAAUUUUUUCUUCACUCGGGCUUCCGCCCUCGUUCAUGGCGGCUUGGCCGCUCCGCUCGCCCCUCACGGGUGCCUUGAUCUACCGCUCAACUCAAAAGAAAAAAGAGACUACUCGCAGUCCAGUCAGCUUGCUAACUUGUCUAUAUAUUGUUAAGACCAUUCUAUCGUGUUUCAAUCAUUCUGACCAUUAUCAGUUCACGUGCACCCUAUCAAACAUUUUUAUCGUUCUUGAAAUAUAGUCUCUUACGCGGAAGGCUUAAAUAAAAUGAAGGGUCAAGUUAGAGUCCAUUUUCCGCGUUCUAGCCAUUCCGCUGUCAAAACGUAAAUUAUCAGAGCUUUAAGCUAUUUCUAGCAACUAGUUUAUUGGCAUAUUAGGCUUUUUUCUUCCUGUACAAAAACAGUGUCCGUUUCACAGAGUCACGUUUUCAAAACAAGCGAACGUGCUUUUUAGACAUACAGUUGUCAGGUGAUGGACUUAUGAAAGGCUUAUGAAAGACCUCAUAGAAGAAGGUUAACCGUUUUGAAUCGGCGCAUGCAACUUAAAGGCUCUAUGUUAUUCUGCUUUCUUUUCAAAAAGCUAAAACCUGUCUUUGUAUCAACUGAAUUUCAAAAAUAAUGGUCCUGUUUUGUUAUUUAGACCACUUUGUUAGUUUCUUGUCGUUUGUUGCCCCAUAACUUUGUGUAUGGGUAAAAGCUCUAAGUACUGACUCAAAACAAGAGAGGAUAAAGCUCUCUUGCAAAAUUGACGCAAAACACACCCUCUAAUUCUGUCUGUGAAAACACCACCGCUCGAACUUUAAUGUUGUGUCUGGUCGAAAAAGCUAGUAAAGACCCUCUCGCAUUCGAAUUCAUGAGCAGUCGGUUUCGUAUUUAUUUUCGGUAACAAGAAAAGAUAAUGAAGGCAAAUUUUGGGAGCAAUUUUUUAUUCUUACAACUUUCACACAUUCGAAUUACUGAACCGCAUAUCAGUGCUAGCUAAGAUUUCUCGAUCCUCGAUCUCUUUUUAUGACAGAUGUCCAGGCAUUGAAAUUCCAGACGUAGUCUAAGACGCGCGCAUGGGCAAUCAUGACGUCAUAGUCCGGAGACAAGCCCAACAAUCCAAGCAAAUUUUACAUUCCUUUUCAGUGAUCUGUAUUUCACGCUUUUCGUCAGGCGAAUAAAACAAAUACAAAGUAAGUCUGAGAAGCAUCAAAUAUUUCAUUAGACUCGUUGUAGGUGUUUGUAUUUAUCUCACAAUACCGGAAACUUUUAUUUUUUUUUUGACACGAAAAGAACGAAAGUCGAUCACGUUUUUCUCGGAAGUAAAAAAGAACAAAACGGAAGUGACGGUAUAAAGCCUUGGUUGUGUUACCAAAAUUUAAUAUGCAGCAACUGAUCCUAUUCUGCAAUCGCUUUUGUUUAAGUGGUCAGUGCGGAAUGCGAAAUUGUUCCGAGCAUUGUUAUCGAGGUUGUAUUGGAUUAAAAACUCUUUGAUAUUCCGCCUUGUGGCAGCGCAUAAUUUUCAGUCCUCAGGGAUUUGUAAGAGUAUAGCGCACAACGUCUUCCAACUUGAGAUUCCUCCAAAGAAACGUAGGUUUUAUUACUUUCUUUUAUUUGCUUACUGCUGGAUGUGUGUUUUUGUUCCAUCGCCUAACUGUCUGAUCGAUGUGACACUCACAUGUAAAUUAAAACACGUAACGCGCGACUUCAUUACGCACUAAGCCUUCCAGGUCGAUCCAGGGUUUGGUUCGACUAGAAUGCAUUAUUGAAGCUGAGUCAAAUCUUUUUCACAUGAUCGUGAUUUCAGAUCUUCCAGAGCAAAGGAAACGCAAAGAAGGCUACAGAAUGUAAGUAGAUAUCAAAAAUUUAAUCUCUAUAACGUAUUCAAUCUUUAAGUACGUCGAAUAUUCAUAAUCUUGAACGAAAAUCAAAUGCUAGCAGCCGUAUCGCGUCUUUAAAUUUCAAGUUGUCAAUGAAUUUUCUUAAUAUUCGUUGAUGCAGCUGGUUAUCUGAUAAUCUGGUCGGCCAAAACAUAUCUUCUCCUUCUUGUCGGUAUCUUCAUAACAGCAGUAGUCUAGACUUCUCAGAUAAGGGAUUUACCAGUUUGUAAUCAUAUUGAUAAUUGAGUCGACAUUGCAUUUAUAGGUAAAAGAUCACACAUUGGAACCUGCGUAGAGUUCUUUUGGUGCAAUGGUCGGAAAAGUUGAUUUGCUUGUUUCUCUUCAACAGCGUUCUAUUUUAAACAAUUUCUUCUUCAGUUUCAACCGUUAGAUUUCGCGAUUUUAUUGGCGCAAGCGGCAGUCGUGAAAACUGAAGAAGAAUUAUGUAACGCUUUUGAUUUAUUUGUGCACAUAUCCGUGUUUACAUUUUUCGGUUUGUUGUGAUAUCUUUUUCAAAAACGUAAAAUAAAAUACAUUUUAAUUUGUGCAACGUAAAGAAGCCGCCAUGUUGGAUUUUUGUUUUGUUUACCGACUGUUACUUGUGCGCGAAUUCCUUUGAUGCCGAGGCAACCACGCGAAAACGCGGGCUCAAUAUUGGCACCUGAUGGUGUGACGUAAGAGAUCUUUCUGAUUGGAAAAGUUUUGGCGUACCCACGUCUUUCAGAGUUCUAGGUGGAACAAAAAGCAGCUUAAUACUUGUGCGAACAAGUUUUCGAAGUGGUGAACGAUUUAAGCCAGACGAUAGAUUGUAGAAACUGUUGUUAGUGGACCGAUUCGGGCCUUUAUAAAACCGGGUAUAAAAACUAAUAGUGUUUAUCUACAGUGGGUCAGCACAGUACGGUACAGUGCUACUGCCAAAAUACGUUACAAGCAACUCAUCCUCCAAUGGAAUGGGUUUAAAUCGCAACGGCUAAUGAAAGAUCAUGGAAACCUUUUCUGCAGUUGUUUCUCUUGGCAUGCUAUGAACUCUUGUUUUUGGUAAACGGAAACAUGCAACUCGUGUGAUUUUUUCUACGAUUUAUGACAUACAAAGUUUAAUAUUUAUCAGUAAUAUUGUCCCAAUAUUCGUUUUUUUGUUUACCUUUUGCAGGUCGCAAUAACAAUUCUUUGGUUAGCCAGAGCUGCCAGAAAACGAGGUUAUCAGGGUCCAUUGCUUGACUCCAGCUGUUUUCAUCAUUUACUUCCGGUAAGAAUUGUGUUUUUUUUUGUGUUGGUCUUUUCCAUCGUCCGAAGUUUUCUUAGUCCAGUGCAACAGAUCGCCGAAUAUUCGUCCUUUAAGGCUUACAAUAGCUGACCCUAUCCAAAUCAAGAAUUUAAACUAACCACAUAAUUCGUGAAGGUAUCGCGAACGCAGACGCAAGAAGAAACGGAAGUUUUACUUAUGUUUGUUGAUAUUUUAUUAAUCUGAGAAUAUCACGUGCCAAUACUUUGUGCGAACUUAGAUGAUGAAAACUAAAACCGUCUAUAAGAAGGAUUAUGUUGGCUUUUACACUGAACGGAAGGAAAACAUCACGAAAUGAUCACUCAGUUGGCUCGCGAAUGCAAUGACCUGUCAUCCAUCUCUGGUGAUGCGAUUUCUUGCGCGUGGGCUCAUUAUCCCUAUAGGGACUGGUAAUCAGGCUAUGUACAAGAGGGUUAAAUUAGUUUUUCAUUUUUUUAGUAGUUUUUGCACGUCUCUUCGAAUAUUUUUGUACUCCACCUACCGAACCUGAUCUUCUCGCAAGCGUUUGAGAAAUACGUUCAUGCUAUUACAACCUUGAACUUAGUCCGCAAUAGAGUUUCAUUCAGUCAAUUUUACUCAUACAGAUUUUAAUUAAGUCCUCGUUAGGAUAUAUUCAUUUAAUAGGUAUUCCACAACCCAAGAGUUAACUGUAUUGGUCAAUAUAUGGAGAUGUUUCGUUGCUAAGGAGCCGAUAGUUAACCUUCGUUUUACCUCUGGCAGUUCAAAGAAAGUGGUGUAUUUAUUUCUUACUCAGGAGGUCAAAUUUCAAGGCAAAAAGGAGCGGGGAAUUAGGAAAAGACAUUCCUCGGGAGAACUGGAAUUGAAAUCACGUGGUACACAGAAUAUUCCACCAAAAAAGAGAGAUAAAGUAUUUGAUAAAAUCGAUAUCAAAGACAGAAAAGAGAAAUUUCUGAAUCUUGAAAACAAAGCAAAAAAGGUAAGCUGGGUGGAUCCUAUAAUUUUAAUAUACUAAACUAAAGUUCUGUAGGUUACUGGGUACCCUAACAAGAGCCCACAACAUAGUAGCCUGAUAUAUGGUAAUCAUGGCUUUGAUGAGUUUUUUUGGACAAUUAGUUGACGUUUAAAUACAUUUGACUUGUAACGUUUGAACUUCGAGCUUCUUGGAGUUUUUAUGUUACCGAGUCUUCGCCCUUGGCUUGCAUGGUAACGUGUUUUUAAUAUGCAGUAGUGAACUAUCUGUCCGUCUUCCUUUAGAUCAUCCAUGGUGUCCUCAUUAUUUUUGUUUUAUACCGGAAACGGUCAGAAAGUAAAUAAAAGACUGAGUAGAUUAUCGUGAUGAGGGUUUCAUACGAACCUUAUAACCAAUCCAUUUCAUAUGACUGCUUCUAGAUUAAUGUAGCUGGCGCGCACUCGCCUUGUAAAUAUUCCCGGAUGGUGGUAUUAAUAAGGUAUAUUGUGUGAACUGAAAUGCUUUGUUAUCGUGCUUGUUAACACAGGAAUCAACCAGUGUAGAGUUGAACCGACGAAGUUCGACUGGAGGGAUCUUAAAAAGAAUUAGAGAUAAUCACUGGCAACAUUGGGAUAAAGAGGACGGGUUACCUACCGACAAAGAACCUGCCAUGCCUGAUCCAAAGUUUCACGAAAAACAAGAACUAUACAACCGACGCGAAAGACAAGCUGCAAUGGUAGGUGCUCGAACGUCAGUGGUUAAAAUAACAAAAAGUUCGAGGUAACUUUUAUCUGCCAGCUCUUAUAGAAAGACUUCUAGACUGCUGUUUGCUUCGUCUAGCAGAUGAAGGAGUAGAGUGCUCAAUCUCCCGGAGUAUAUAACGAGUUAACUCUUACUUCAGCCACGCAACGCACCGAAAAACUGGCCAGUUAUCCUUUGACCACUGUUACGGGCCAUAUUUACUUUACAUUGUUGUUCACUUUCCUCACAGGAGUCGGCAGCGCUGCAAGACAAAACGCGCCGUAAGGGGAGUGGGUCAGAGUAUGUGACGUCACCACCUCCAGUAUCUCUUGGAAGAAAAGUAGAUGUUGACUUGAAGCAAAAGCAGAAAAAGUUUGAAGGACUUGAUCGACAAGCUCAGCAGGUUAUUGCUAGGGGUUUUUUUUAACGAUUUCUCUUGCCAGUCUAAACACAGUAAUCGUGGAACGCCAAUCAGAGUAUUGUUAGUGGCAGUGUGGUACAACAGCUCAAUAGCGUUUGGUUUGCAUGUUUAACUGUAAAUUCGGCCAAAUUUUGAAGAAAUUAAGCGGCCAAGAUUUUUAAUCGCAGUCAAAAAUCUCUCUAAGGACACUUUCUCCCUCCAUAUCACGGAUUACUUCAGUCCUUUGGUGUGAUUACAUUUAUCAGUCUUUUAAUUCAUGGACUUAACCCGACUUCAGAGUUCCUUGCUCUAGUAAGAGAGAUGCAGCUGUAUUAUAAUUUCACUACCCCGGGAAAAAUUUCCUUUACCGGCAACUUAUUAAUAAGUUUUCGGAUAUAUUUCUAAUACUUGGUAUUUUUGGGUUGUUUUUUUUUCUCCAGCAAUCGGCAGUAUUAAGCGGGAAGUCGAGACCAGUUUCCUGGGGACCAAGCGAGAUUCGCCCGGCGCUGAAAAAACAAAAGUCCGUUGAUGUGGCCUUCAAGGACAAACACAAAGCCUACGAGGAACUUCAACGACAAGCAAAUACGGUACGAAAUACUCCACAACUAUACAAGGAGCAUUUGAAGUCACCGCAAGCAUCCUUUGCCAUAAUCGCAUUAAGAUAAUGUCACAUAUAUUUUCGCAUUUAAGUAUUCAUACCCGUUGUUUAACAAUACAAAGCGGGUAAAAUAAAGUUCACAACCAAGUCUUAAGUACACUGAUAAAAAUCGUUCGACACAUUGUCUUGCUCUUGUCAAGUUAGAACACUCAGAAUGAAAUUAAAUUCAAAAUGAAAUUCAGAAUAAAAGCAACUUGAUAUAUCGUAUCAUGUCGGUUGAUUUUUGAAAUAUUUUCUCCUUGUAUUUUGUUUUGUUUGUUAAAAUAUUUCCUCGUUUCGAGAAUUCCUAUGGAAUAAUAGAAAAAUGGAGAUUGUCCCUUUUAAACCUUAUCUUCGAUGGUUUUCACCACAGUCUUGUGCUUAACAGCGAAAACAACACUGAAAACUGUAGAUGAUUUAAAAUAGAAUUGCAGGUGUAUGCAUUAAUGAUGUAGUUCGCUUAUUUGCAUGUUAAACAGCCAAUUAUAAAUGUUUGUAUUGAGAUAAAAAUCUUUGCAUAAUUCCCGUGGGGCCUAAUUUCGCUUCGUGUUACAGGAAAGUGCUGUGCUACAGGGAAAACAUCGACCUCAGUUUGACGGAACUGAUGGAAGACCAGAAAAAGUUCCUCUUGCUGCAAGAUCUGAUGUAAAGCUUCGGGAGAAACAAAAAAGUUUUGAACAACGCGAUUUUCAAGCUCAAAGGGUAAAACACUUUUCGCUUCUUAUCCACCUGUACUCACUUUAACAUUAAUAAUACCUUGGUACAAUUGUUACCCAGGCGAAAAGUUUUCCUUACCAUUAGACCGCCGUCAGGUCUUUAGGCUAAUAUCAGAGGUAAACAUCUGUUUCUGACAGAAUUGUAAGAUCGGUUAGUGGGAAAUAAUUAAAAGAUAAAUUUCUAGGAAAUCUGUUGUAUGUUCUUGAAGAGGUGAACCUGGUGGGUUCAUCUGUAACUUACUCAUUCAACAAUAAAUCGUCCCAAAACCAGUAUCUGCUCAGGAAUUCUACAGUUAUCCGGACUCUCCUGCUGAAGCUGCUGGUCUUACCCAAUCUUAAACUUCAUUGCUUUCAUUAUUUUCUUUUCCUUAGGAAAAAGCUGUACUUGAAGGAUACCUUCGUUUAUCGCCAGAGGACAGCAACGAGAAAAAGCCAAAUUCAGUGGUAGUUCCCAAAAGGGAGCAAAUCAAAUUAGGCGAAAAGAAGGCAACUUUCGAACAACUCGACGAGCAGGCACAACGGGUUAGUAAACAAAAUGUCAUUUAAAUUGUGGCUUACGGUAUUAAAGAAGUUUUGAAAUUUCCUUUCUCUGUUUAGUAAAUUGGAGAAUUUUUGUACUAAGUAAUUGAAGCAUGACAGGACAGCCAAUUUAAAGCUUGAGCACGGUUUUCUGUGUCUUAUAAUGCCCCAUACCCAAAGAUAAAAAUGCGUUUGAAUUAGCAGCCUGGCUUAGGAUCUUUAUUUGCAAUCGAUAAUAUUCAGUGCUAAUAAGAUUUUUAAAGAAUAUUUCAGUUGAUUUGAUAGUCUGGUUUAUAUGGCGUUAAUUUAUUGUAGGAUACAUCUAUUCUUCGCGGUGAACAUCGUCCUUCCUUAACAGAAACCGACGGGCGUAAGAAAUCAUCAAAGGCUGGUCUUUCUCGAGAGUCCAAUGUUGGACUUCUGGAGAAGCAACGCACAUUUGAAGACAUGGAUUACAGGGCUAGGAAGGUAAAGGCAUUAUAUCAACAUUAGCCAGCCUUUUCCUUUUUUUCCUGCUAAAGAACUACAAAAUUGGGGAAAGGGGCAUACUUUGGGGAGGAAACUCCUCAUUCAGUGUCUUCAAACAAGGGGUGAGGCCAGGGUGCGCUAUUGAAUUUGACUUUUGAUUUGGGCGGUCAAACUGUACCUGUGCCGAUCCUUAUUCGUGACGUUUUAAUAAAGAUCAUAUUUAACACUUUCAACUGAAAAAAAAUUUAAGGAAGAAGUAGUUUCGAAUAACUCAGUCCUUUCUAUUUCAAUAUUCAUAUACGAAUCGCUAAGUUUGGGAAAUUAGCCACCGGCCUUGUAAGAAAAUUCUUGCCGGUAGCUUCUUUCUUGUUUUCUUAUCAUGUUUAGGUGAAUCAGUUACACUAUUCAAUGCACAAUAGAUUACCGUAGUAUGUGGAAACAAGCGCUUAAUAGGUAGUUUUAAUUGUAUGAACCAUUUAGUGCUGCCCAGUUUCAAUUCAGACAACUGCGAGGAUGCUGAGCUUUGUUCGCUCACUCGUGAAACAGCCAGUCAUAAGCGCUAAAAUACUUUUUGACAUAAUUGAUGCAUUUGAUUCCGCACUUGUAAAGUUCGCAGUGUGAAUGGAAGUCGAACUUUUCCCGUAAUUGUAUUCGACAAGCUCAGUCGAACAGAACAACAGGUCGUCAAAAUAUCAAAACUGAAUCCAAUCGAUUUAAACUUCGAACGUUAUGUGUUCCAAACCUAAUUAUUAGAUUUGGCUGAUUAACCGGCCCAGUGAUAUAAUUAAACAUUAUUGUCUUUUUCCAACGCACAGGAAAGCGAGAUCCUUCAGAAGAACAAACGAAAAUCAUUCGAAAGUUCUGUAAAAGAACCUACACCACUAAGUACGUCCAACAGACAAUGGGGCGCUUCAGAUAUUAGGAAGCGGAAUCUGCACGAACGACCCACCCGCCCAGUUUCCAAUUACUACGAAUAUAGCAGCUUUAAUGAUGAUCCAGAAUCACACCAAGUUAUGGAAAAUUCCACAUCAGAGGGUCGUAUCGACCAAGUGUCAGUGGAAGAACCUAUCCAAUCAGUUCCGGCAUUUGAAUCACAAGCAAAAGCUACCCGUCCGUACCAAAGGGAUUAUUUCAAAGACGAACAGCGUGCUGUGGAAGAUAGAAGAAAGGAUUAUUUUGAUUAUGCGAAACGAUACGAAGAUUCUAGAAGACGAGAGCCGGUCGAUGAGGUAGCCUUAGAAAUAGAUGUAUCAGAUGCCAAAAAUCUAUCUUAUCGUGAUAUGGUUCGAGCACCGCGGAAAAAACCCAGAGAAACUUUUAUCCGUGAAACGAAUAAUGUAACUGUAGUGGAGGAGAUGCCAUGGCGAAGAGAAGUUCGAGAUGUCAAGGACAAAAGGCACCUUUCGUCAGACGAAGAGCAGGGUGCAAGUUUUGCUGCUCGACCAAGCUCACCACGCUCUGAGCUUGGAAAAGCUCAAUACCUUGAACUGGUUGUUCCCCCAUCAAAAAAAGCGAUGGACAAUUUUGCCAAUGAUAGGGAGGCGACUGAAAAAAAGGCAGAAGAAAUGCCGUGGAGAAAAGAAGCAAGGGAGAUCAAAAGAUCAUCGAGCGGAGAAGACCCUCCUAUAUUCAUGUCUCGUGCCGAUGCGCAACCUGCUGAACUUACACGGAUCCGUCCGCCCUCCUUGAAAACACGGGAUACCUUUUUGACAACACAAAGUGACGAACAGGAAGAAGAAAUGCCCUGGAGAAAAGAGGUCAGAGAAUUAAAGGAGAGACCCCGUUCAGAAGAAGAUGAGUAUCGAGAUGACAGUCCUACCCCUGAAGUGGAUUUCUCUACCGGAACAAACUUGCGUAGAUUAUCUUACAAGGAGUUUACUACAGUUCCGUCGAGAAAAAGAAGAGAUGUUUUCCAGGUUAAUGAUGAAAAAGAGAAGGACAAAGAGGAAAUGCCAUGGAGAAAGGAAGUACGCGAAAUCCAGAGAACAAAGACUGAAGAAGAAGAGGAACCGCUCCAAAAGUCUUCUGCUACGUUAGCUCAGUCUUCUCCAGAAGGCGAUAAUCGAAUACCUGAAUACGCGUACCAAGACGUGGUAACUAAGCCUCUUCGAAAGGCUAGGGACAGCUUUACGCCGAGGGUAGAAAAACAAGAAGAGGAAAUGCCUUGGCGGAAAGAAGUUCGUGAAAUUAAAAGAACUAUAACGGAGGACGAACAGGUUCAGCGUUCAUCUGCUGUGACGGUUGAUUCUUCUCCAGAUGACUUCAAGGACCCAAGAAGUUUUUCAUAUCGCGAUUUUAUUGCGAAACCCAGGAAAAAGUCAGAAGGCUUUCUCUCCAGUGAAGAAAAGGAGAAAGAAGAAAUGCCUUGGAGAAAAGAAGUCCGAGAGUUGAGAGACAAAGCCGUGGAAGAGGAACAAAUAAGCCAAUCGUCUCGCUGGGAAGUUGAGUCGGCGCCGAAUGAUUCUUGGUACAAGAACUCUGGCCGCAAUGACACAGACGCUCAGAAAUUGUCUUACAACGAUUUCGUUUGCCCACCAUCAAACGUAGAUGAACCACAGGAAAAGGUUCGUCGUAAGUCCACCAAAGUUAGAGAUCUUACCCAGAAGUUUGCCACAAUCGAACGUGAAAAAAAUCUCCCCAAAGAAAAAGGUCCUCCCUCGCGGAAAUCUUUGGUAGACGUUGCAGAGCUGAAAAGAAUAGAACGAGAUAUGAAGACACGAAGCUGGCAUGGAUUUCGUUCCAGCGAAUACGACUCUGAUGAUGACUAUGACGUGGAAUACCGCCGGCGGAGAAAAUCAAAAGAAGAAUGGGAAGAAAAGCUACGAGAUCAACAUCAUCGGGAGAAUGUUUCUGGACUGGAGCAAUUUGAUGACGUCUUUCAAGAUCCGGAAGGGUACUUUGACCAGAUGCGAGGCCCUCCACAUGAGAAAACUGUAGAGGAAGAAGUGGGUUUUCAGUAUAAAGAACCUUCGUGGGUUGACCAGCGAGCCAUACGUUCCACGAAUGAAAGUGGUUUCUAUAGCCCCCAUGACCAAAAUGGUCAAUCGUCUGUCAAUGCUGCUGACGAAUUCGAUUAUUACCAAAACUAUUCGGUCGAUGAUGAACCUAGAAAACGCAAACCGUCAGAUGACCGAGUAGUUGUGAAGCAAACCUGGAUUCAGCCAAAUCGCGUGGAAUUAGCUGAAACUCAGGCUCCCAGUGCCCAAGAUCAUCAUAGGCAGAGGGAUGCGAAUCGUCCAGCAGAGCAUUUGAAAAGUGAGAGACCAUACGUGCGCGAUUUUGAAAAGAUGGAACCUGUUCGAGACGGACGAGGAAAUGAAGACAAUCAAUUUUUUCCAAGACCCAUCGAUCCUAGCGAAGAUAAAUGCUUUAUUGAAGAAGGCGAGCAUCAACGACAGAAUCGUUCUUAUUACUCGGGAUUUAAUGGUUUUGGUGGCCACAGUCAAGUUAAAAACGAUGAUUGGCUGCCAACAAAAAAUAGGCCGGAUCCUCGAGGUCAGAGAAAUCAGACGCCUACGAAGAAUGACGUUGGUGAAGGUCCUAUGGUGUUUGGUGGUCCUAUAGUCGUCACCGUACGACGGAAUCAGCAACCCGAAAAACCUGAAGAACCAAGACGCCGCGGGACGUAUGAUUUUGUUCCAGCUGCAGUACGACCUUACGAAAAUAGAAAGGCAGAGAAGGGGGGGCAAGACGAUAAAGAUUUCCCAGCAAUAAAGACGUCAUAUAGCGACAGAGCUGUUGUAAAAUCAUUCAAGGAUGAAGGAGGAAGCAUAGAGAGUGCAAGAGAUCUGGUCCUGCAGGACAUAAGAAAUAUUAACAAGGGAAGGAUUGUGGAGCCAGCAGAAGAAGGGAAAACAUCUCAUCGACCUCAGGUGUUCGGCGUAUUUGCGCGAACAGAUCCAAACCAGGAGAAGGGACGUGGCGAUGCACAAAAACAACAAUCGUCGGACUUUUCAGUUCCCACAGUUCGUGGCCAUAUGCAUGAUCUCCAUGAAAGCCAGGUAGAAAAUCCACAAGAUUGGAGACAUGUUGAGAACGAAAAGGACGAGUUGUGGUACGCGGACCCAAAACCGCCGCGCAACUACGAAAUCUCUGAUUACGAAAACAGUGCAUCAAAUCUUACGGAGCUGAAGCCAGCUGUCGUCUCGGUCGUUGAGAGUCAGGUACGGCAGUGGGGCACUGGUGGAUUUCAAGAAACUCCGCAGAAAGAUGAACAGCGAACAGGACGACAACGGGUGAUGAACUUUUCAAAUGAUGACGAUGACAUUGCAAGGGUUAAUAGGGAUGACGCGUUCCGAUCAGCAACGGGUGCAGAUGAUCGAAGACGAGAGCAGAAAGAAAAAGAAGAGAUGGUUAGAAAGCAAUUACAAGACGCUGAGUAUAGAGAAAAAUACAGGAAAGAGUUUGAGGAAAAAAAUCGCAAGCAUCGAGAAAAAUCGAACUACCUUAUGAGUUUGCAGAUGAGAGCAGCUAUGGGCUCAGAUGAAGAUGUAGGUUACGGUGAAGACACUGUUGCAACUAGAGUUAAAGAAUUUCACAGUGAACAACUUCCAAGCAGCAGUUGGAAAAACGAUGCUGAAACCGGAAACCCCAGGCUUACUGGUGACGUUAAUGAGGAAGAUGGGUUAAAAGUGGUUGCUGCAGAGGAAGACUACUGGCAUCACAAAAUUGAAAAAAAAAGGGAACUACAAAUCAGAGAAGCAAGUCGACAUGAACCACCAAGAAGAAAGAAAAGUGAGGAAUCACAGCCGCGCAUCAAUGGAAUUGACUUUGUUGUGGAAGAAGACAUUGUGCACAGAGAAUACAAGGACUUCGACCACGAUGCGCGUAGUAGAAAGCUCCAAGCUGAAGAAGAGCUUAUGGCUCAGGAAGGUGACAGAUUAAGAAGAGAAACAGCCGCUUUGAAACAGCAAAUUCAAAUUGAGGAACCAAUUAUCGCGCCAGUAGAAAAACCGCCAGUGGAAUUUACAGUCAAUGAGGAAGUGGUUAAUAGUUUACUGGCUGAAGAAAACAAAGAAGAUAACUUUUACGAUGAGAAUGAAAAUCGUAAAUUUGGUAAAAGAGAUGUUUUCCAUAAAGAUGAGGAGUAUCUGCCACAGAAAGAAUUGGAGUUUCAGGGAAAUGGUAGAUUGUAUUCGGAUGAAGGGAAGACUUCAAGGCCACAGGUGGGAAUUCGUCCAAUAAAUGGCUAUCAUCACGAAAGAGAAACACACCAGAAGGCACCAGCUGAAAUAUUAAGACAUGAUGGAGAUCCUCUUCACCACAACGGCGUCCUUGAGACGGACCCGGAAAUAAAUGGUUUUGAUGGAUAUAGUAUUUACGAGACAUUUAUUCACGGCGAAAGUAAUCACGUGAUUUGCAUGAGCUGCGGCACUUCAAUCGAGAAGAGUCCGGCGAUGUACAUAGCAGAGUUGGACCGUUACUGGCACGUGAACUGCUUCAACUGUGUUGUGUGCCGGGCGUGGUUUGGGGACGAAUAUAGCCCAGUCCUUCAAAUCACCAACUCCAUGUUGCAUUGUGAGCGUUGCUACAUAACAUCUGAGGGUAAGUAG